AUGGCGCCGAAGCAAGCUACGCUGGGAAAGUUCUUUGGCGGCCAGGAUGGGCCCAAGGCGAAGCCGCAGCAGAGCAAGCUGAGCUUCGCGGCGAGGCCAGCGCCCAAAAAGCAAGUCAAGGCUGAGGAGGACGAGGUUGCUAACAAGGAGAAUGGCGCUGCGUCUGCGGGUGUCAAGGGGGAGGAUGGCCCUAAGAAAGAUUCGAAGAAGCGAGCGCAUGCAGACGAGGACCAAGAUGGCAAGUCCUCCAACAAGACCGUCAAAACAGAAGAGGUCUCUGCGGAUGAAGACGACGCCCCGGUUGUGAAGCGUGCGAGACGGAACCGCAAUCGCAUUGAGGACGACGAAGACGAGGGCAUGGAGGAAGUGCCGGCCCCCAAACCGAGCCCCAAGACGAGUCCCAAGAAGAGCAAGCGAGCUUCCAAGUCCAGGUCACCUUCGCCCAAGCGUGCCAAGGCCUCCCCGACCCCGGUACAAGCGUCAGAAGAUUCUGAAGUAGAGUCUGUGGGCUCGGCUGAGGAUGACCUGGACGGCGAAUCUUCCGCAGGUUCUGAAGCUGAGGAUGCUGGGGACGCUGCCAAGACGGUCCUCAAGCCCAAAGGCAAAGGCAAGACUGCAAAGGGCGGUAAGUCGGCCGCACAGUUGCUGGGAGACCUGACAGCCCAGACGAAAGACCCAUAUCCAGAUUGGAAGAAGGGCGAUCCCGUACCGUACGCCGCGCUCUGCAAGACAUUCUCCCUGGUCGAGCUCACAACAAAGCGACUGGAAAUCAUGGCGCAUUGCUCAAAGUUCCUCCGUCAGGUCUUGCGUCUCACACCAGAUGACCUGCUCCCCACAGUCCUCCUCAUGAUCAACAAACUUGCGCCAGAUUAUGCGGGCAUUGAACUCGGCAUCGGAGAAUCUCUCAUCAUGAAGGCCAUUGGCGAGUCGACAGGUCGUACCCUUCAGAUCAUCAAACAGGACCAAAAGGAAAUUGGUGAUCUUGGUCUCGUAGCCGUGAAGAGCAGGUCCACUCAACCUACCAUGUUCAAGCCCAAGCCCCUCACUGUCCGGGGCGUGCACAAGGGUCUCAUGGGUAUCGCGACGGUGACGGGCAACGGCGCACAAGGCCGCAAAGUUGAUGGAAUCAAGAAGCUUCUUUCCUCCGCAGACGCAGCGGGUGGAAAGGUGGAUAUCUCGAAGGACAAGGGUGGACCGAGCGAGGCCAAGUUCUUGAUCCGCUUCCUCGAGGGCAAGCUUCGUCUCGGCCUCGCUGAGAGGACCGUUCUGGUCUCGCUGGCGCAGGCUGUCGUGAACCACGAAGCUUCCGCCAAGGACCUUGUUGCGAGCCCCGAGGAUGUCGAAAAGGCCGAGGCCAUGCUCAAGACGGUUUACAGCGAGCUCCCCAGCUACGAUGUGAUCAUCCCCGCCAUGGUUGAGCACGGCAUCAUGAACCUCCGCGAACACUGCAAACUCAAGCCUGGUGUGCCUUUGAAGCCCAUGUUGGCCAAGCCCACCAAAGCUAUCACGGAAGUCCUGGAUCGCUUCGAGAACCAGACAUUUACCUGCGAAUACAAGUACGACGGUGAGCGGGCUCAAAUUCACUAUGUCGCCAAGUCCGCGGAUGAGGAGCUCAGCGAGUCCAUGCCCGGCGCAACGAAGGAGGCAGCCAACGGCGUGGCCAAUAUUUUCUCGAGGAACUCAGAAGAUCUGUCCAAGAAGUAUCCCGACAUUCUCGCCAAGCUCCAUACUUGGGUCAAGCCUGACACCAAGAGCUUCGUUCUUGAUUGCGAGACUGUUGCUUGGGACGUUGUGGAGAAAAAGGUUCUUCCGUUCCAGCAGUUGAUGACGCGGAAGAAGAAGGACGUCAAGAUUGAGGAUGUCAAGGUCAAGGUGUGCGUUUUCGCGUUUGAUCUGCUCUACCUCAACGGCGAGGCUCUGGUUGAGAAGUCUCUUCGACAUCGUCGUGAUCUGAUGGUCGAGGCCUUUGCACCUGUGGAGGGCGAGUUCUCGCUCGCCACGUCUAUGGAUGGCCAGGAGCUCGAGCAGAUCCAAGAGUUCCUGGAUGAGAGUGUCAAAGCUUCCUGUGAGGGUCUUAUGGUCAAGAUGCUGGACGGAACAGAGAGCGGAUACGAGCCCAGCAAAAGGAGUCGCAACUGGCUCAAGAUCAAGAAGGACUAUCUCGCCGGCAUUGGCGACUCGCUCGAUCUCGUUGUUCUGGGUGCGUACCACGGCAAAGGCAAACGUACGUCCGUCUACGGCGCCUUCCUCCUCGCCUGUUACAACCCGUCAGGCGAGGUCUACGAAACGGUCUGCAACAUCGGCACCGGCUUCUCCGAGGCCGUGCUCGAGGAGCUUCACAAGCAGCUGUCCGAAAUUGUCAUUGACCGCCCGAAGCCGUUUUACUCCCACUCGGCCGGCGGCCAGCACCAGCCUGAUGUUUGGUUCGAGCCCCGCUGUGUCUGGGAGGUCAAGACGGCGGAUCUGACGCUCAGCCCGCGCUACAAGGCCGGCGCCAAGGAAGGCGUCGAUCCGUCGGGCGAGAAGGGCAUCUCGCUCCGCUUCCCGCGUUUCAUCAAGAUUCGCGACGACAAGAAGCCGGACGAGGCGACGAGCAGCCGUCAAGUUGCCGAGAUGUACCGCAAGCAGGAGUCUGUGACCAAGAGCAAGGGACCAGCUGUCGACGAUGACUUUGAGUACUAA
Molecule: messenger RNA, 2682 nt
Organism: Verticillium alfalfae VaMs.102
Lineage: Eukaryota; Fungi; Ascomycota; Sordariomycetes; Glomerellales; Plectosphaerellaceae
Product: DNA ligase
Exons: 5
Coding region: 1-2682 (893 amino acids)
Biological process (GO): DNA repair; DNA biosynthetic process; lagging strand elongation
Cellular component (GO): mitochondrion; nucleus
Molecular function (GO): DNA binding; DNA ligase (ATP) activity; ATP binding
Source: RefSeq, a predicted model, not a curated record